AUGUGUGGAAUCUUCGCGUGUCACCAUCACCCCGAUGUGCAAAAGUUCAAGCCCACGGCUUUGCGCAUGGCCAAGGCUGUGCGUCACCGCGGUCCCGAUUGGAGCGGUAACUUCAUUGGCGACCAGACUAUCCUCGCGCACGAGCGUCUGAGCAUCGUCGGUGUCGACUCCGGCGCCCAGCCCCUUGUCAACGAUGACGAGACCCUCGCCCUUGCUGUCAACGGCGAGAUCUACAACCACCGCAUUCUCCGCAAGAACCUGCACACCAAGUACAACUUCAAGACACACUCCGAUUGCGAGGUUAUCAUUCCUUUGUAUAUGGAGCACGGCCUUGAUGCCCCCAAGUACCUCGAUGGCAUGUUCUCCUGGGUUCUCUGGGACAAGAAGCAGGACCGUGUAAUUGCUGCCCGUGAUCCCAUUGGUAUCACCUCUUUCUACCUCGGCCGCUCCUCUACCACCCCCGGCGCUGUCUACUUCGCCUCCGAGCUCAAGUGCCUGCACCCCGUCUGCGAUAACAUCAUUGCCUUCCCUCCCGGUCACGUCUAUGACUCCACCACCGACAAGCUCACCCGCUACUUCGAGCCUAAGUGGUGGGACCCCACCAACGUCCCCUCCACCCCGGUCGACCUCAAGGUUCUCCGCACUACCCUGGAGAAGUCUGUUCGCAAGCGUCUGAUGGCUGAGGUUCCCUACGGUGUCCUCCUGUCUGGUGGCCUUGACUCCAGUCUGGUGGCUGCCAUCGCCCAGCGCGAGACUCUGCGCAUGCAGGAGGCUGCUAAGAAGACCAACGCCUCUUCCGAGGACCUCGUCGGUAUUGACGACAACAGUGAGCUGUCUUCCCUCCCCUUCUUCCAGCAGCUGCACUCCUUCUCCAUUGGUCUUCCCGGCGCUCCCGAUACCGCCGCCGCCAUGGAGGUCGCCAAGUUCCUAGGCACCAAGCACCACGCUUUCACCUUCACCGUCGAGGACGGCCUGAACGCUCUCUCUGACGUUGUCUACCACCUCGAGACCUACGAUGUCACCACCAUCCGUGCCUCUACCCCUAUGUACCUGCUCUCCCGCAAGAUCAAGGCUAUGGGUGUCAAGAUGGUCCUGUCUGGCGAGGGCAGUGACGAGAUCUUCGGUGGUUACCUGUACUUCCACGCUGCUCCCAACCGUGAGGAGUUCCACAAGGAGACCGUCCGUCGUGUCAAGAACCUGCACCUGGCUGACUGCCUGCGUGCCAACAAGUCUACCUCUGCCUGGGGUCUUGAGGCUCGUGUUCCCUUCCUGGACAAGGAGUUCCUCGAGACCUCCAUGGCUAUCGACCCUAAGGAUAAGAUGAUCGACUCCGAGCACAUUGAGAAGUACAUCCUGCGCAAGGCCUUCGAUACCUCUGACGAGCCUGACGCCGCUCCCUACCUCCCCGAGAAGAUCCUCUGGCGCCAGAAGGAGCAGUUCUCCGACGGUGUCGGUUACAGCUGGAUCGAUGGCCUGAAGGAUGCUGCCGAGGCCCACGUUACCGACGAGAUGAUGAAGAACCCCAAGCCCGAGUGGGGCACCGAUGUCCCCGAUACCAAGGAGGCUUACUGGUACCGCACUAUGUUCGACGAGCACUUCCCCCCUUACUGUGCGGGUACUGUCGAGCGCUGGACCCCUACCUGGUCCAAGCAGACCGAUCCCAGUGGAAGAUCGAUUGCCUACCACAACAAAAAGUACCAGCACGUCGAGUAA
Penicillium atrosanguineum is the source of this 1713-nucleotide messenger RNA. Its product is annotated as asparagine synthetase B. Gene Ontology annotation, molecular function: asparagine synthase (glutamine-hydrolyzing) activity. Bases 1 to 1713 code for a protein of 570 amino acids. The record is from RefSeq and is a predicted model, not a curated record. The transcript has 9 exons. Gene Ontology annotation, cellular component: cytosol. Lineage: Eukaryota; Fungi; Ascomycota; Eurotiomycetes; Eurotiales; Aspergillaceae.